CCGCCACGCACCACUCCCCGCCUGAACACACUAUUUAAGGCCAGCACACGAGAGCUGGCUGUGAGUCACAGCUCCGGGAGGGCAGCAGCAGCUCCACGUCCCCCAGCAGCCAGCACACCGAGGGAAGGGACCCUUCCCCUCACCAUGGCUUCCCUGGGGCAGAUCAUCUUCUGGAGAGUCUCAACGCAAAGAUACCACAUAGAGAGUGUUAUUAGCAUCAUCAUUAUUUUGGCUGGAGCCAUUGCCCUUAUCAUCGGUUUUGGUAUUUCAGGGAGACACUCCAUUACAGUCACUACUCUGACCUCAGCAGGAAACAUCGGGGAGGAUGGAAUCCUGAGUUGCACUUUUGAACCUGACAUCAAACUUUCUGAUAUUGUGAUACAGUGGCUGAAGGAAGGUGUUAUAGGCUUGGUACAUGAGUUCAAAGAAGGCAAAGAUGACCUGUCAGACCAAGAUGAAAUGUUCAGAGGCCGGACAGCAGUGUUUGCUGAUCAAGUGAUAGGUGGCAAUGCCUCUCUGAGGCUGAAGAACGUGCAACUCACAGAUGCUGGCACCUACCAAUGUUACAUCAUCACCUCCAAAGGCAAGGGGAAUGCUAAUCUUGAGUAUAGAACUGGAGCCUUCAGCAUCCCAGAGGUGAAUGUGGACUAUAAUGCCAGCUCAGAGAGCUUACGGUGUGAGGCUCCCCGAUGGUUCCCCCAGCCUACAGUGGUCUGGGCAUCCCAAGUUGACCAGGGAGCCAACUUCUCAGGGGUCUCCAAUACCAGCUUUGAGUUGAACCCUGAGAAUGUGACCAUGAAGGUUGUGUCUGUACUCUACAAUGUCACAAUCAACAACACAUACUCCUGUAUGAUUGAGAACAACAUUGCCAAAGCCACAGGGGAUAUCAAAGUGACAGACUCUGAGAUUAAAAGGCGGAGUCACCUACAGCUGCUGAACUCAAAGGCGUCCCUGGGUGUCUCUUCUUUCUUUGCCAUCAGCUGGGUACUCCUGCCUCUCUCCCCUUACCUGAUGCUAAAAUAAUGUCCUCUGGCCACACAGAAACAUGCAAAGUCAUUGGUAUGACAGAAUCCCAGGAAUCUGCAGAACUAUUUCACAGUAAGAUAUGGCCUAGUUUUGUAUUUCUGGGGGGAAAUGAAUUCAUGUCUAGAGGUUUGGAAUGAACAAAUAAGAUCAAGAAGCAAAAAAAAAAAAAAAAAAGUCAAAAGCAACCCACAGAAGACUCCAAUAUGAACCAGAUAAAUCUCUCUUCAAAGACAUAUAUUAAAAGCUGGGAACAUAAUUCAUCUGAACUGGAUAUGUGUUAGGACUAAGUCAAUUGCAAGUGGAGACAAGUGGAUCUCUGUAUCUCAGGGACCUCCCCUUACUAACCAGCACCCCUCGCCAGCAACAUCCAGGGAUUGAGAGGAUGGGAUAUUGCCUCUGACUUGUCUCUGAAUCUUUAUAUUGCUAUAAUGUUGCUCUAAGUUCCCAGAAAGUUUUGACUUGCAAUACCUCCACAUUUUAUAAUCCAUAAAUUAAACCUCAGUAGAUAUAGUAAGAAGCUGCUAAUUAGUUGCCACAUCACAAUUCAGAGGUAGUGAUGGGUCAAAUAACUCACCUUUCCUUAGGAUGCUGCCAAAAGUACCUUGGAAUCUCCUCCCACUUGACAAAUGCUAAAGAAAUGUGGGCACGGUCAUAAUUGUAACUUAAAACAUGUAGUUGGGACACCCUGGUUUUCCAAAUUAUCCAAGCAUCUUCUUUUUAAACAAACAAAUGCCAUUUGAUUUCUCAGAUGACGUGCAUCCUUGAAUGGUCUAGGAAAGGACCUCUCGUCAUCGCUGUAUACGGCAUUAUGUCAACAUGAAGUGUCAGGCUCCGACUUGCUAUCUUGCAUGGACAGCGAUAACCUCAGCUUUCAACAACAUCUAGAGCAGUAGGACUCACCCAGUGUGAUUUUUCACACUCCUCCCCACACACAGCGGACAUCUGAAAAUGUUUGGAGACAAUUUUAAUUGGCACAACUCAGGGGAGAGGGGAGGGUGCUAAUGUUAUGGAUAGAACCCAGAGAUGCUGUUCAAAAUCCUACCAUGUACAGCAUUAUCCACCCACAACAAAGAAUUACCCAGCCCCAAAUGUCAGUUCUCCAAAAGGAUCUAGAAAAAAGGGAACUAACAAAACCGGUUUGCUUCCUACAGAUAGGCACUAUCCUCUGCCUCUUUGGCUGUUGUCUCAGCACAGAGAGCCAGAGCUCAGGCAGCCAGGAAUUCCUGAUGUGGUCAUCUCUAGCAGGUUCCUUUCCCUUCAUUCUAAGGUACAAAUUAGGUUCUGUGAGAGCUGCCUGAGUUCUAUCUCAAUGUCUCUCGCUCCGAAUUCUGAUCUCAGGACCCUACUAGUCACAAUUCCAAUGAAGGUAACAAAAACAUGUCCCCUCCUUGAAACACACAGAGACUUCUGAAAGUAGGGGCAGUGGGCCUUUGAAAUGUCCGGGGAAUAAAGCUUUGAUCGAAAAGAAUGUGUUGUUCACACCCCUCCCCCUUUCCAUACUUUUCACAUUUUGAGGUCUGCCUCCCUGGCACUUUGGACCCACCAUGACUGUAUUACAUUUUGUUAUAGAAAACUUAAGAUUUUUGAGUUCUGACCAUUCAAGAGAAUGAUUAAAUGCACAUUUCCUAUACUGUUGUCUGCCUGGUU
Molecule: messenger RNA, 2673 nt
Organism: Lutra lutra (Eurasian river otter)
Lineage: Eukaryota; Metazoa; Chordata; Mammalia; Carnivora; Mustelidae
Gene: VTCN1
Product: V-set domain containing T cell activation inhibitor 1
Exons: 7
Coding region: 145-1023 (292 amino acids)
Source: RefSeq, a predicted model, not a curated record